This is a messenger RNA of Daphnia pulex (common water flea), 3593 nucleotides long. It is a transcript of the gene MICAL-like, whose product is annotated as MICAL-like protein 2. The transcript is spliced from 11 exons. Bases 341 to 3379 code for a protein of 1012 amino acids. The record is from RefSeq and is a predicted model, not a curated record. Gene Ontology annotation, molecular function: protein binding. Lineage: Eukaryota; Metazoa; Arthropoda; Branchiopoda; Diplostraca; Daphniidae.
GGCCUGUUUCCACGUCAGUCAACGUUAUAUCAUUGAGAAGAGUAGUCGUGGGAAGUGUGUUUUUUUUAAUCUGCACAAAUUAAACAUCACAACCAACAAACAUCACAUAUUUCUCAUGUCACUAUAAAGGUUGUCUGCGGUCGUGAUUACUCUUCCGUUCGGCGUCCUUUAGUUGGGAAGCAGCGGAAAACGGUGCAGCUCAGCUGAUAUAAAGCAACCGUAAUAUCCCUUAUUAUAUCGCCAAAAAGGUCUUUGACCGCUUUGAGCGCAAGAAAGACUCCACAACCACCUGUGCCUGGAUUUUUCAAAGAAGAUAACAAUAAAGCCCAUCAACGUCAAAAUGGGAGAGAAACGAGGAAUGCAAGCCCUGGAAAUCUGGUGCCGACAAAUCACGGCAGGAUAUAAUGGUGUUAAAGUUACCAACAUGACCUCAUCCUGGAAGGACGGACUGGCUUUUUGCGCCCUUGUGCAUCAUUUCAGACCGGAUCUCAUUGAUUUCGCCAGCUUGUCACCCGAGAACGUAUAUCACAACAACCAGUUGGCGUUCACUGUAGCUGAAAAUAUCCUGGGAAUACCUGCUCUUCUGGAUGCUGAGGAUAUGGUCAACUAUGUUCCUGAUCGCCUUUCCAUUAUGACGUACCUCUCGCAAUUCUACCAAGCAUUGGCAGCUCCUAAAACUAAAGGUGGCUCUUCGUUAUCCAUGGGUCUCAAACGUCCGGCUGAACGCGGUACUCCGACUUUGGGCUGCAACGAUGCCCCUGAUUCGCCUGUGCCUACGACUGGCGCAACGACGCCCAUCAAAGACGCCAGCCUCGACAUGCGGGGCCAGCCGUACAAAGCUGAGAUAUUUGCCCGUCAAUUGCAAGAUGACGGAGGGCCGUCUAGACAGCAGGCUCGUCGCAACUCGGAUCUAUGUGUGUCGUGUAAAAACGCUGUCUUUCUUGCCGAACGAUUGAUGGUGAAUGGUCGUCUGCACCACCGUGUGUGUUUUCGUUGUGCUCGUUGUCAAUCUCAGCUUAGCCUUGCCAAUUACUAUGAAACAGAACAGGAACAAUAUUGUUGCGAAACUUGUCCGGAUGAAGUUGCCGCCGUCUCCAACCCCACACAACCCAUUGCGUCUGAUCAAGUGAGCUCCGAUCCAGCAAGUGCCAUAGAGACCACGCCCGACGAGACGUCGUCGAGUGUGCGAAAUGUGGUCGAAUCUGUUGCACGAGAGGAGGAGCUUGAACGGGUCUCCACUCCGCAGCAGCGAAGUUUUCUCGACAGCAUGGUAUGCGCUAUUGACGCUCCAGUGGUGGAAGUGACACGUGACUCGCAACCCGUGUUAGUUGAACAUGAUAAAAAUGAAGCUAUUAAUGAAGAGGACGACUCGAAACUGCUGGUGGCCCUGCCUGGUGAUGUCAGUGUUCAAAUAGCAGAUGCCGUCACAGAAACACGAGACGUUACAGUCGGCGAUCCAGUUGAAGAAAGCCAAGUUGUUGAUCAAGUUCCUCAAGAGGGUCUCGCUGACGGAGAAUUACAAGUUGCACAAGGCACGGAAUUGUCGAUAAUUAGUAGUAAAGAGUUGGAAGCACGCCAUGAAAUUGUUAAGUCGGAGAAUGCGCCAGAGACGGAAGAACUGGCUAGUAAGACGGAUGAGAAGACUAGCCCAGAUUUGGCCGUGUCGGUUCACUUAGCGAAUGAAGAAGAUGAUGAAGCCGCCGACAAUGGCGAUCAUGUCAAAUUAUCAAGCACUGAACCUGCACAAGAUGAGGAGUCAGUGAAUACGCCAGAUCAAGAAAAAGAGAUUUCAUCUCCGUUCGCAUCACCUGUCGAGAUUCAAGUGACGACAGCAGAAGAGGAAGAAGUGGAAAUCGUCGUUGUUCCUAAGCCACGGCGGCGGAAGAGCAAACGAUCGUCCACACCUCAAAGCAAAAUUCUUAAUAGGUCGAUCGAUGAAUAUCCAGACGAACUGAAUCCUUUCGACGAUGAACCGCCAAUUGCGGAUUCCCAAUCGAAGCCUGUGGAUCAAAGCUCGUCCUUCAGCUCUGGCUCCAAUCAAGACACGCCCAAAAAAGUGUUAAGCGCUCCCAAAAUUAGUCUCAAUCCAUUUGGCAGCGAUGACGAGGAUGAUGAAGAAGAGAGCAGCAGAAGCGAUCAGGGGAAAUCAGGCGAGAAGGUUCGGCCUGGUAGACCUCCUCCACCCGUACUCAAAUCACCGACGCAAUCGUUGAACGUGAAUCCGUCGCCGUCACCUAAAAAACGACCAGCACCUGCUCCACCCCCUCCGAAGCCUCAGAGGACACCAAGUUUGAUAACCGGUAGUGAAACGGGAUCUAUUUCACGGCGGAAGUCCGCUCCACCGCCCCCAAGUGUCGACACCUCAAAAUCUCCGGUUCCAGCUCCUCGAACUGUGACGGGAGUCGCAACUACACCGAGCCCCAAGCCACGUCUAAUUUCGGCCGUGUCUCCUACGCUACCACCGUUCCCAAGUCCGUCCGAAAAAGCCCACAAAGACUUGUCAAAUCUGCACUUGCAAUGCGGUGUCAAUAAAGAUUCUCACGGCCAGUGGAAAAGAAAGAAAGGUCCAGCUCCACCUCGACCGUCUCCCCAAAAACGCCAACUAAGGAAAUUGCCAUUAAAGGGAAUCCAACAGGAGUUGGACGAUAUUGAGAUUAAACAAGUGGAACUGGAGAGACAGGGAGUCAAUUUGGAACAAAACAUUCGAGAUUUAACUGAGCCGGAAGACGGAAGUGAGCCUACCAGUGAAGGCAUUCAUAUCGAAGAAAUGAUCCUGCAGCUGUUCGACUUGGUCAACGAGAAAAAUGAACUUCUCCGUAGACAAACAGAACUAAUGUACCUCCGGCGACAGCAGCGACUUGAAGAGGAGCACGCUGAACUUGAAUUCCAAAUCCGCUGCUUGUUGGAGAAGCCAAAUGGUGAGAAAACUGACGAAGAUCGGUUGAAAGAGGAGGAACUGAUUAAUCGGCUAGUCCAGGUGGUCCAUCGACGAGCUGAGAUUGUUGACUGUUUAGAAAUGGACAGACGUCGUCAGGUGGAGGAGGACGAAAGCAUUCAACAACAUCUUGACGUGUUCAACAGUCGGGGGGCUAUGUCGACGGCUGCUGAAAGCCAAACUAUUCAAGCGUCUCCUUCCAAGAUCAAAAGCAAAAGCUUGAAAUUGAUUCAAUCGCCGAUCAAGUUAAUGAAAAAAGAUAAACUCCUUAGAAAGUCGAAAAAGAACAAGGUCGAUGCUGACAAGGAAGUCGAUGAAUCUGAAACGGCUAGCACAUCAUCGCCGCCACAAAGUGCCGCCGCUGAUGCAUCAAUCUCACCUCCAAGCAAACCAGCUAGCAAGGAGAAAGAGAAACACAAAACAAAAUCAUGGUUUGCCAAGUAGAAAUGUAUUCAUUUCCAGUUUGUACUGUCUCUUUACCCACAUCUUUCCUAUUGAAUCAUGAGGUAAUUCACACACAUUAUUUUCGUUCGUUUAUUCGCUUUUUUGUGUACGUUCUAUAUAUGCAGUUUAUUCAUUCCGUUAUCUAAUCUCUCAUCUGUUGCAUCAAGUGUGUAUAAAGCUCUAGAUUUCGGAUUACACUUUGCUUGAAACGAAA